Messenger RNA from Microthlaspi erraticum, 1293 nucleotides. The record is from the annotation of a GenBank genome assembly. NCBI's taxonomy places the organism in Eukaryota, Viridiplantae, Streptophyta, Magnoliopsida, Brassicales, Brassicaceae.
AUGUCUGGGAUUCGAGUGGAUCCUCUGUCAAGGUCUCUAUCGCCUGAUUUAUUUUUACUUAAGCAUCGGAAGCCGCCCUUGUCUGUUGGAUACCGUGAAUGUCGAGCCAAGCUGGGCAUAUUCAAAUGUAUACCGUCGAGUGAGUUCCUAAGGAGGCUGUUUGAACGGUUUAGUGAGGAAGCAAUGAAGGCCGUAAUGCUGUCGGAAGAGGAAACCGACAGGCAAUGCCACAUUGCUGUCGGGAGUGAUAAAAUACUAGCUGGCCUAGUACUAGUUGGCCCCGAAGCAGCCAUUGCCGCAAAGGUUCUUGACUCCAUGGGAAUCACCCCAGAAGCUGUGUGUGUGGAAGCUGACAGAAUAGUCGAUAGACCCAGUAAGAUCUGGGCGGGUCUGAAGCCUAAAAGGAAGACUGGAAACACGCCAAUGGAUAUCCGAUUUACCGACACUGCUUUGCACACGCUCAAGUUGUCAUACCAAGAAGCUCGGAAACUUGGUCAUAACUAUAUUGGAUCAGGACAUCUUCUGCUUGGUAUUGUUAGUCAUGAAGAAAGUUUAGCUGCUCAGGUCCUGGCCAAUUUGGGUGCAAAGGCUAGUACCAUUCGGGAAGAGGUUACACGCCUCAUGGCUGGGGAAAAUAACAAGGAGACAAUAUUGGAGCUCAAGAGUUAUCAACCAAGUGUUGAAGAUGUCGCAAAGGUUGAUGAGGCAAUAAGAGAGCUUGAAAAGAAACUCAGCCAGGUGAAGGAAGAGACGACAGAAGAUUUCGAUGACGAGACUCCUCCAAGGAGGUUUGUGACUGCAAAUGGUCUGGACAAAGGACUCAGUGAGAUAGUCUUAAAGAAUGGAUGGGGAGGACGUUGGACUUUAGUGCUGAAACACUACGAAUCAUACAGAUAUACUUACAUCAAACGAGGCUGGACCAGUUUCUGCCAAGUAAACGGGAUCAAAGCUGGAGAUUCCUUAAUGUUUCAACUGGUCAAAACAGGGGAAAAGCCUGUUCUCUCUCUGUGUCCUUCCAACGGUGAAAAGACGCCAUUAGAGUGUCCAGAAGGUAGUGAUGAUGUAAGUCCACUCUCCUCAAAUACCAGCAGUGGAGAUGAUAGUAGAGAAUCCCAAGAAAGUGAAGAGGAGAGUCUUGGAGACAAGAGCGUCUCAGAGGAGGUGGAGAAAAAGAAGAAAUUCUCAAGAUGCGGAGCUUCAUCUUCAUAUAGUCAAGAACAUAGACCAGAAUCAGUUCCAAAAUUAUCAUUACAACAUUCUUAUUUGUGGGAACUGUCUCUUCUUCUGGCCUAA